Molecule: messenger RNA, 4129 nt
Organism: Nasonia vitripennis (jewel wasp)
Lineage: Eukaryota; Metazoa; Arthropoda; Insecta; Hymenoptera; Pteromalidae
Product: facilitated trehalose transporter Tret1
Exons: 2
Coding region: 1504-2847 (447 amino acids)
Biological process (GO): transmembrane transport
Cellular component (GO): membrane
Molecular function (GO): transmembrane transporter activity
Source: RefSeq, a predicted model, not a curated record
UUCGAAUUCAGAGAGCAGGAGAGGAAUUUUUCCGGAGAAAAGUUUAUCUCGAGAGAGAGAGAGAGAGAGAGAGAGCGCGUUUUUUUUAACCGCCGCGAUGCAGCCCCUUUUUUCCGUGAACCCAAGAUUAGAUGCAGCGCGCGGCGCCUACUCGGUUUCGUAAAGAGCUUUCGAAACUAUAAUACAGCGACGACUCGGUCGCUCGUCCCACGAUUCUUUUUUUCGGUCACGAAAAUAACGAGAGAAGAAUGCACGCGUGUGUGUAUGUAAUAUAGGCGAUAACUGCAGGAUUCGUUCCGAUGUCGAGCUCGCUCAUUAGGUACCGAGUGUUAAACGUUUCGCUCUCCGCGUUUUAUACGCUUACUUAUUUGAGAACACAUAAACGCGAUUGCAGGUACUUUUCCUCUCGUCGGCGAGGAGUAUAACUUUUCGGCGAAGUCGCGUCGUUCGCGGAUUACUUGCAGUUUUUCGCGCGAAAAAAAAGGCAAAAUCACCGGUAGCUGCGGGUAGAUCGCUUUGUAAUUGCGGCAGCUGGAUAGUCGCGCAUUCCGUUUGCUGGGUGUGCACACGAUUGAUUAGCCAGUAAGACUUUUCGAAGCUCUUACGACGCUGCCGCGGUUACGGAGUUUAAAUAAAAAAUCGUAACUCGCGCGCCAACGACAGCCGUCAAUGUUUUUCAUAUUUGCGCGACUCGAAAAUUCAUCCUUGACAGUGUGCAAUGUAUACAGAUAUGAAGAAGCUUGGAUUCGGUAUACAUAUUGUAGGUAUAGGUAUAUAUGCACCAAACGUCAGUCUUGGAAAAUAACGACAAGAAGACGUAAAUACAUUUACGCCGAUCGUUGCAGGACUGACGCUGUCUUGUCCAAACUACGCGACAUCCUUCUAAAUGGAUGAUGUAUCAAUGGAUGAGAAACGUCGAGCUACUACGCAGACUUAUACGACAAUUGUUUCGACCGAAAGCGGUGGCGUGAUGAUACGCCCUGUGUGCGUUUAUACAUAUAGAACAUAACAAGUCAAUCGUACUCGGGCAUAUAACGACGAUCAUUGAGUCGCAAAAAUGAGAAAAAUCUCGGCCGGUAUGACGUGGGUUACGGGAUCGAUCUUAACUCGAGCGAGGGACGCGACUCAACGCAUACACACACACACACACACACACACACACACACACACUUGCAUAAAGCUCAAUUUACGAAAUCACGCUACGGCUAUUUUUUCAUUACGUAAAACUGAAGCGUACAGUGCGUUGUGGCUUCGUCUUCUGAGACGUGCGACAUAAGGAGUAGUGCUUGCAAGCUCAUGAUGGAGCAAGUGGUGCAUCGCGCUGCGAGAUUCGGGAAAUUGCGGCUGACGAUGAUGAGCUUUUCAACGAGGAUUUGUCUUUCGCUUAUACGAGCACGACCUAGCGUUUACAGCUGAUUAUUAGAUUUUAUCGAGACAAUUUACUUCUUCGGUCAGAAGCGUAGAGAGUCAAGAAAGAUUGAAGAACAAGCGAGUUUCGCAGUGAUGGCCUGCGGCGGCUACUUGGGCUGGACGUCACCGGCUCUGCCGCAUCUCCAGGGGCCCAACUCGGAGUUCCCGGUGACGGCGUACCAGGGCUCCUGGAUAGCCUCGCUCUACACCCUCGGCGGCAUCAUCGGCUCUCUACUCAGUCCUCUGCUGAUCAACCGGCUCGGCCGUAAGUUCUCGCUGCUGGCGUUCGCCAUACCCCAGCUGGCCGGCUGGGGCCUCAUCAUCGCCGCCAGGUCCUACGUCAUCCUCUACGUGGCGAGGUUCGUCGCGGGCAUAGCUCACGGCGGCAUCUACAACGUCGCCGUCAUCUACUUCGCCGAGAUAGCCGACAAGGACAUCCGCGGGGCGUUCGGUACCCUGCUGAAGAUGUGCACCAAUCUCGGCGGGCUCUUCGUCACCACGGCCGGGGCGUACCUGCCGUACGACAAGCUCAACCUGGUCUCGCUCCUGCUGCCGCUGGUCUUCGUCUCGACGUUCAUCUUCAUGCCCGAGUCUCCGUACUUCUUCCUCAUCCAGAACCGGGAGGACAGGGCGACGCGCAGCCUGAUGCAGCUCCGGCGGCUCAAGCGGCCCGAGAGCGUGAAGAAGGACAUCGACGCGAUGCGGGACGCCGUGAUCGAAGGCCAGCGCAGCGGCCAGCACGCGCUCCGGGAGCUGGUCAUGAACCGGGGCACCCGUCGGGGUCUGUGGAUCCUGCUGAGCUUGAAGGUCACCCAGCAGCUGUCGGGACACAUGGCGAUCGUCGCCUACACGCAGGAGAUCUUCAGCCACAGCGGCUCGAAGCUCGAGCCCCAGUACGCGGUGAUCGUGUUGGGCCUGGCACAGCUGGCGGCCGGGCUCGCCGCUGCCAGUCUCGUGGACCGGGUCGGCCGAAGGAUCCUGAUCCUGCUGUCGGGCUCGUUCGCCGCGGUGUCCCUCGCGCUGGUCGGGCUGUUCUUCUUCAUGAAGUACAGCCUCGAGGCCGACGUCUCGAUGAUCACCUGGCUGCCCAUAGCCGCGCUCAUCGUCUACGAGAUCAUGGUGGCCCUGGGCAUCGGGACCAUUCCCUACGUCAUCCUCGGCGAGAUCUUCCCGACGAACGUCAAGGGACCGGCCGUCGCCGCUGGCAUAAUCAUCGGCUCGAUCUUCGCCUUCAUCGUCGGUCUCGGCUUCCAGGCGCUCAACAAAGUCGCCGGCAUACACUCGACCUUCUGGUUCUUCUCGGGCUGCUGUGCCGCUGGUACUCUCUGGGUGUACAUCAUCACGCCCGAGACGAAGGGAAAGACCCUCGAGGAGAUCCAGGCCAUCUUCAAUCCUCCCAGAGAGAGACAGGCGAGGAGUCAGGACGACGUUGCCUGAAGUCCUACAACGAGAAAUCGAUAUUGUAAAUCGAUAGCAUUGUGUAAUACAAUAAGAUGUAAGAGAUUCGAUAGCCGCGUUCGUCGACUUCGCGUUACAAUUUAUGUUCAUCGGUGGAAUAAAAUACUCUGACGCGAGGUAGACGCAUUCUCUUAUAUGCGAGACACAUUCAUACUGUACAUAUAGAUAUUCGACGCAGCGGUCACUUUGUUUGUUAAUCGUUUCAGUGCAUUUGCCGAACCUUCGUUUUAUCAUCGUCACACAAUACCUCGCUCCGAUUCGCCCGAUAUAGCCUGUAAAUAUAUUUAUGCAUAGUGAUAUAUGCAGAUCCCUACUAGCGCGUUUAGACUGUAAGUUGUUACGUUAUAUAUGCGCUUUACUCCGUUUUUUUAUUAGCUACGACAUUGUACAUUGUAUGGCGCGCGAUCAUAAUCCAGUUAUGCCGAGUAUUUGUUUGAUUAAUUGGAAACCACAGUGAUCCUCGCUACGCGAGUACUCAUUAUUGUGUAAACAUUAGCGAGAAAUUACUUAUGUAAAUCCGCGGGACUUGUGAAAAUUCUCGCAACGCAGCGCCGCCGACUAUCCAAUCAUAAAUGCAAUUUCGCGUGACCUUGCGAUGCUCUGUAGACACGCAGUAGGUACACACGUCGAUUAUCAAAAGCAUUGGUUAUUAUUACAGAUCUUUGCCACAGACGCGGCGGCGGUAUUACGCGUUUUCAUAGCAGUUCGGCGUGUAUGUUACUGUGCCUAUAAUACAAUGCGGGAAUGUGGUCGGCGAAUUUUCCUACUCUUUGGCUUGAAUUGAUGAUGUUACGGAAAAUUAACCGAGUACACCUUCUGUAAUUCAUUAUUCAUCCGACAAUGGAAUGUUGAAUGAUAAUACUUGACGAGAGAGGAUAUUACGAAGAAGAAAUAAAAGACGUGAAAACGUCUAUGUGCGAGUGUUUAUUUUUUUGUAGUAAAAUAAGUAAGUUUAUUUAUGGUACAAAGACAAUCGAUUUGUACGACUUAUGUGAUGCGAUCUGAUGAAUAAGAAAUCCAUUCGCUUUUUGCAUCGCGAUUCUAUUUCACGAUUGAAGCAAAAACCGAUGUAUUCUAUUCCGAAGAUAAAAAUUAGCAGAAAUUCUCAAUUCCUGAUAUGGCUAUUCAGAUAUAAUGAAUUUCAUAUUACAUUUGCGUAUUUCCUUUGUAUAAUUAUUCCUUAGAUAUUACAAGAAUUGCCUAUUCGCGCGGUCAUGACGCUGUUUAAUGAUCAAACAAAUAAAAAAGAAAAACAAUAAAA